GAAAAAUGGCAUCUACUCUUUUCACAGUAAAACACACCACUUUCAGGCUUCUCAAAUCAGGACCUCCCACUUUUCUUUUUUUCUUUUAUCUUCCUGUCUCUAAAAGCUUCAUUUAUAAUUUCUCUCUUCUUUUCUCUCGUUCUCUAUAUUCCUCCAUUUUCAGCCCCCAUGUUUCUGUCUAAUUUACCUGUAAUUCCACAUUUUCUUAUUCUUUUACUCCUCUUUACUUCCUUAUUCACACUUUCCUCAGCUUGUUCUGGGGGAAAUUGUCAGCUUUUAGAGUCCUGUUCUGCUGCCAAUGAUUGUGCACCUGGAUUGUACUGUGGUAAUUGUCCUCCUGCUAAUAAAAGGCAACCUGUUUGUACUAGAGGCCAAGUCAACAUACCCACUUCUAUUAUCAGUGGAUUGCCCUUUAAUAAGUACACAUGGCUGGUAACUCAUAAUGCUUUCUCAAAUGUGAAUGCCCCUCAAUUGCCUGGUGUUCAAAGAAUUACAUUCUAUAAUCAAGAAGAUACAGUGACUAAUCAACUAAGGAAUGGUGUAAGAGGAUUGAUGCUGGACAUGUAUGACUUUGAGGAUGAUGUUUGGCUUUGCCACUCUCUCCAAGGGCACUGUUAUAAUAUCACUGCUUUUGGACCUGCAAUUGACACUUUGAGAGAAGUUGAAGUUUUUUUAACUCAGAAUCCAACCGAGAUUGUGACCAUCAUAAUAGAGGAUUAUGUUCAUUCUCCAAAAGGUUUAACUCGGCUGUUUGCGAAUGCUGGGCUCGAAAAGUAUUGGUAUCCUGUAUCAAAGAUGCCAAAGAAGGGUGAAGAUUGGCCAACAGUUAAUGAUCUGGUUCAACAAAAUCAUCGUCUUUUGGUUUUCACGUCUGAUGCUUCAAAGGAGGAAGCAGAAGGGAUUGCUUAUCAAUGGAGAUACAUGGUUGAAAAUGAACCUGGAGAUCCUGGAGUGAAACAAGGUUCUUGUCCCAACAGAAAGGAAUCGAAAAAACUUGGCUCCAAAGGCGCAUCUCUUUUCUUAAUGAAUUAUUUUCCAACAUAUCCUGUUGAGGAUGAAGCUUGCAAAGAAAAUUCUUCUCCUUUGGCUGAUAUGGUCGGUACCUGCUACAAGUCUGCAGGAAGUAGGAUGCCUAACUUUGUGGCAGUUAACUUCUAUAUGAGGAGCGAUGGACCAGGCGUCUUUGACAUAUUGGACAGAAUGAAUGGACAGACUUUGUGUGGCUGUAGCACUGUAACGGCUUGCCAGCCAGGAUCUCGUGCCGGGGUCUGUAAAAACAUCCCUGCACCAAUCACAGGUUCUGCAGCUACCCCAACUUUCAGCGGUAGCUUUUCAGGAUCCGUACAGUUAUCAGGAUUUGCUCCACCGACCUCUUAUCCAAACACCAUCUUAAUUUGUUCAUUCCUCAUUUUACUGAUGCUAUUGCUGCUGUGGCUGUAAUACAACUUGUGAACUGAGUGUGAACUGCACAACUGAAGUUGUAUCUAUGCAGCUGUAUUCUUCAUUAAAACCAGAUUUUGAAGCAUUAGCCGUAAAUUAUAGAGCAAGAAAAGAUAAAACUAGAUUCUUGUAUCAGUAAAGUGUGAUGGAAUGAUAACGAGUAUAUAUACCCCUUGAGGUCGAUUGCCAGAAGACAUCGCAAAGCCUCAUUGUGAUUCACAGUUUCUUUCAAAUGGCUGAAGAAAUGUAGCAAAAACAUAGCUAUAUCCUGUAGAACUUGAGGUUGAAGAAUCAAAUAGUAUAGUAGUCUUUAUUAUUGAUAAUAGAAAUGUAAUAGAGUUCAGCACAAAUGAAUACAUUGCUUUUAUGUAGCAGAUAUUUACAAUAAUUUAAAAGAACAAUUACUUCCAUA
This is a messenger RNA of Amaranthus tricolor (Joseph's coat), 1852 nucleotides long. Its product is annotated as PI-PLC X domain-containing protein At5g67130. Bases 169 to 1440 code for a protein of 423 amino acids. The transcript has 9 exons. Gene Ontology annotation, biological process: lipid metabolic process. The record is from RefSeq and is a predicted model, not a curated record. Lineage: Eukaryota; Viridiplantae; Streptophyta; Magnoliopsida; Caryophyllales; Amaranthaceae. Gene Ontology annotation, molecular function: phosphoric diester hydrolase activity.